This is a messenger RNA of Salmo salar (Atlantic salmon), 2083 nucleotides long. Lineage: Eukaryota; Metazoa; Chordata; Actinopteri; Salmoniformes; Salmonidae. The record is from RefSeq and is a predicted model, not a curated record.
UAUAAUCUAGUGGACGGGGCACUUCAACAACAACGAGUCAGCCACCUUGGUAGCCAACAGCCGAAACAUUUAACAGCCGAAACAUUUAAAUGUUAUAGGUACAUUGUUAGUCAACUAGCUGGCUUGAUAAGUUAGCCUAGCACUAUACUAGUCGCUCAUGCUAGCUAGCUAGCUAACAUCCCCGACCAUGAGCUCACUGAUGUAUUCCCCCCCUGCUAAAGAAGAGGUCUGCUGGACGGAGAAAGAGGGUAUGUGGCUGAACAUUGUCGUGAAAGAUGAGAAGGAAGAGGAGGAUGUCACAGUUAAAAAUGAAGUAGAGGGUGAGGAUGUUACAAUGAAAUUAGAGAAAUACGUUUCAGUGAAAGAAGAGGACGCGUUCAGAGUGAAAGAGGAGGAGGAUGUUACAGUAAAAGAAGAGGAGGAAGAGAAAGAGGAGGAUGCCGUUUUUGGAGUGAAGAAGGAGAAAGAGGGAGAGAUAACGGUCAUAUUGACAGAGGAGUCAGGAGAUCUGAUUACCACCAGAGAGAGACCAGACUUUCACUCUGACAGCAGAAAGAGGCCUUCAGAGGAACCAGACACAGAGACGCCCAAACCAGCGAGACGACACCACUGCUCCUACUGUGGAAAUAGUUUUACCCGAUUACUACACCUGAAAGCACAUGAGAGAAUACAUACAGGAGAAAAGCCCUUCCACUGUUCCCAGUGUGAAAAGAGUUUUAGGUGGUUAACGAGUCUGAAAAAGCAUGAGAGGACACACACACAAGAAAAGCUCUACCAAUGCUCCCUGUGUGGAAAGAGUUUUACCAAGUUAGGAGGCCUGACUAGGCAUGACAGGACACACACAGGAGGGGAUAAGACCUACCACUGCUCCCAGUGUGGAAAGAGAUUUAACCGGUUAAGGCAUCUGAAUAAGCAUGAAAUAAUACAUACACAGGAGGAGAAAACAUACCACUGCUCUCAUUGUGGAAAGACAUUUUCCCAGUCAGAGGACCUGAAAGCACAUGAGAGAAUAGAGAGACUGUGUUCUGACUUGUGUUUUUGACUGAGAAUUUGUGAUUUUGUUGGGACUGUCAGACUUAAGUUCACUUUGUGUAAUGUUAGUGCACAAUUUUUUUAUUGCGAUUAAUCCAUUGUCUGAAAGUGUUGAAACUACACUGAAAACAUCCAAAAUACAUACCAUAUACUGCUAAAAUCUACAAUGCCAUGUAAAAACAUGAUUACAUUUACAUUUUAGCAGACGCUCUUAUCCAGAGCGACUUACAGUAGUGAAUGCAUACAUUUCAUACAUUUUUAUUUUAUUUUUCCUUACUGGUUCCCCCCCCCCUGGCGUUGCAAACACCAUGCUCUACCAACUAAGCCACACGGGAAGAUGACAUUGAGGUUAAAUAAAGUGUGCUUUAACAAUGUAACAUAUUUUGACACGUCCACUGUGGGGCUCUGUAGAGUCGUCAUAUCCAUAACAACUACAGGUCAAACAGGGAAAUGGUUCACAUCGUUUUUCCACCAUUCAUUUUCCCAUAGGGCUGUGUUUUGUUUACGCUCACCGUGGUGUGACGUUUUGAUAACCAUGUAAAUCUCUCUAGGACAAGGUGACUGAGGACACAGUGUGUUGUGAAUUUAUUGUAAUGUUUUUAAAAUGGUAUAACUGCCUUUAUUUUAGCUGGACCCCAGGAAGAGUAGCUUCUGCCUUGGCAGGAACUAAUGGGGAUCCAUAAUAAACCCCAGGAAGAGGAGCUGCUGCCUUGGCAGGAACUAAUGGGGAUCCAUAAUAAACCCCAGGAAGAGUAGCUGCUGCCUAUAUUUGUCUCUCUUUACUCUCGGAUUCUAAAAUGCUAAUUAGCGUCAAAGUAGAUGACAUGCAAGACUACAAAUCCCUGCAUGUCAUCUCUAGCCGACACAUUUCACAGAACAGUUCACUGAAUUGUCCAUUGAAAUAAAUGUUGACAAUUUAAUCAUUGCUACAUUAAGGCCUGAUUGGUGGAGUGCUGCAGAGAUGGUUGUCCUUCUGGAAGGUUCUCCCAUCUCCACAGAGGAAAUCUGGAGCUCUGUCAGAGUGAACAUCAGGUUCUUGUUCACCUCCCUG